Molecule: messenger RNA, 3443 nt
Organism: Cuculus canorus (common cuckoo)
Lineage: Eukaryota; Metazoa; Chordata; Aves; Cuculiformes; Cuculidae
Product: ectonucleoside triphosphate diphosphohydrolase 8-like
Exons: 10
Coding region: 593-2086 (497 amino acids)
Biological process (GO): nucleoside diphosphate catabolic process
Cellular component (GO): plasma membrane
Molecular function (GO): GDP phosphatase activity; UDP phosphatase activity
Source: RefSeq, a predicted model, not a curated record
UUGGAACAGGAGCCAGAGGUUUGGUUGGCUCUGGGUGCACACAGGCACUGUUUUUCCAGGAGCACCCGGUGCUGGUCAGUGUGGGGACCUCUGCGUGGGGACAAGUCUCCCUGGCUCAGGACAGCCCUGACAGCCGCUGUGCUGUCAGCGGGGGAUUUCCAGACCUGGGAAGGCAGUGGGCACUCAUUCACUCCCCUCCAGCGAAGCCACGCGAGUCCAAAGGUUAUGUGUUUUGCUGAGGUGGAAUGCAGGAGUGGUGGCACCGUGUGGCCUCCAGGCAUCCAUCGUAUCUGCACAUGAGCCACCACAAAGGGAAUUGCCAUGGGAAGAGGAACUGGUCUGGAGGUGUGAGCCCUGACUGGCAGCAGCGUGUGGCACAGGUCGGUGCAAGCUGCAGAUGGAGGUGACCAGAGACAGAAAGAUCCCGGGCACUGCUGCACCCUUGGGUUCGCAGGGCAGUGCCCACAUUGGGACCUCUGAAACCACCAACUCUCCCACCACUGUGCUGGAAAGGUCACAGGCAAUGAGAGCUCCCCAGCACGGAUUUCCCUUCUGGCAUUGCAGUGUUUGACUCAGCUGAGGAGCCUUCACCAUGAUGUUCGCUAACAAGAAGCACUUCACCACUGCUGUCAUCGGGGCACUGAUUGCACUCUCCAUCAUUGCCCUUGUUCUCAGCCUGGUGAGGAUCGAAGAUGUCACCCUGCCACCCACUGUCAAGUAUGGAAUGGUAUUUGACGCAGGCUCAUCCCAUACCUCUCUGUUCAUCUACGAGUGGGACUCAGACAAAGAGAACGACACCGGAGUCGUCAGCCAGACCUUGUGCUGUGAUGUCCAGGGGCAAGGCAUAUCAAGCUAUGCCGAUGAUCCUCCAAAAGCUGGCGAUUCCCUAAGAGAGUGUCUGGAUAAAGCCCUGAAGGUCAUUCCUGCUGCAAAACACAGGGAUGUCCCAGCUUAUCUUGGAGCAACGGCAGGCAUGAGGCUACUGAGGGAGCAGAACAGCUCCGUGGCAGACCAAGUCCUGGCUGAAGUUGCUAAAACCAUGCGAGAGUACCCUGUGGCUUUCAAAGGGGCUCGAAUCCUUACGGGAGAGGAGGAGGGGGCUUACGGCUGGAUCACCAUCAACUACCUGCUGGAGUCCUUCACCAAGUACUCCCCCAAAACACACACCUGGGUUCGUCCAGAGGCGGCCAACAUUUUUGGGGCGUUGGAUCUUGGAGGAGCAUCCACUCAAAUCAGCUUUAUGCCUGAAGGUUCAGGGAUAAACUGGAACGAAGCCUCCAACUUCAUGCUGUACGGGUAUAACUACGACAUCUACACCCACAGCUACCUCUGCUACGGGCAGAACGAGAUGCUGAAGCGACUGGCAAAGGAAUUGAUUGCGGAGUCAUCCUCCAGCUCACGAGUCAAUCACCCUUGCUACCCAAAAGACUACAAUGAAACCGUCUCGCUGUCUUCCUUCCGCACCAGUCCCUGCACGAACCAAAGCGACCCACGCUUGAUCCUUGGUGACAGGAACGUGACCCUGGAGGGCAGGGGCAAUGCCACCGAGUGUCUGGCUGCCAUCAAGAAGCUGUUCAACUUCUCAGCAUGCGGCCAGAGCCAGGACUGCACCUUCGAUGGGGUCUACCAGCCCCCGGUCAGCGGGCAGUUCAUUGCCUUCUCUGCCUUCUACUAUAACUUCAAGUUUCUCAACCUGACCGAGGGGCAGCCGCUGGCCACUGUCAGGGAAACCAUCAAGAGUUUCUGCACGAGAAGCUGGGAAGAUCUGUCUUCUAGCUACCCUGAAGAGAAUCCUGCGCGACUGCCUAAAUAUUGCACCAAUGCCAACUAUAUCCUCACACUCCUCCUCGACGCCUAUAAGUUCAAUGAGACCAACUGGAACAACAUUUUCUUCCAGAUGAAGGCGGGGAGUGCCAACGUUGGCUGGACGUUGGGCUACAUGUUGAACCUCACCAGCAUGAUCCCGGCGGAGGCUCCAGUGUGGGUGAAGGGACACGUGCCUUCCCUGUGGGCUGCAGCUGUCGCCUUCAUCAUCCUCACCCUUGCCUUGGGGCUUGCUGCCCUGCUCCUGCUGCUGUGGGUGUAGGAGCCUGGCUGCGUUUUGGAGCCCCGCAAGAGCGUGUUGGGGCUGGAGGGUUGUCUGCACUGGAAUGCCCUGCGCUUCUGUCAGCAAGACUGGCAGCCUAAGGCUGGUUCAGUGAUGCUUAGCACGUUAACCCCUACAGCUCUGAUGAAUUGAGGGCUGGUCCCACACUCAGCUGCCCUCAACGUGCAGAUAGGCACCACGUGAGGUUUCCAGAGGAGCUCCCCGCAUGUGGAGACCUGCCAGGAUAAGCCUACGCACCACAGAACCCCUAACCACGCCUGUCCGCCUCCUGACACUGCUCUGUCUGUUACAGCUCUGUCCUCCAUCCCACUGGCUGGCACAUGGGACUAUGGAGAGCCAGCCUGGCCACAGAAGAGCUCCUUGAGUGCCAGAUGGCUGCAGCCUUUUGGUCACAGGGUGCUUCGUGUGAUGCUGAGUCUGACUGCGAUCACCAACAGCCAGGCAGGUCCCUGGCAGCUCAACCAGAAUGAGGGCAUGCAAGGCUCUGCAGAGCUCCAGCUGGCUCUCCUGAGGGUGAAUGGUUUAGCCGUAUCUGAUGGUCCUGGAGACACAAGGCAAACUGAGCACUCAAAGUCAGAAGCAUGGUCCAUGUCUCCCCAGAGGGUCCAUGUCAUCUUGUCUUCCUUUUCAGGCUGACAGAGUUGGGGUUGUUCAGCCUGAAGAAGAGAAGGCUCUGGGAAGACCUUAGAGCAGCUUCCAGUGCUGAAUGGGGGUCCAGGAAAGCCGUGGAGGGGCUUUUUAUGAGGUUGUGUAGUGAUAGGAUGAGGGGGAAUGGCUUUGAAUUGGAAGGGGGAAGAUUUAGAUUAGACGUUAGGAAGAAAUUCUUCAUGAUGAGGGUGGGGAGGCCCUGGUCCAGGUUGCCCAGAGCAACCCAGGUUGCCCAGUGGUGGCUGCCCCAUCCCUGGAGGGGUUCAAGGCCAGGUUGGAUGGGGCUUGGAGCAACCUGAUCCAGUAGGAGGUGUCCAUACCCCUGGCAGGGGGUGGAACUGGAUGGGCUUGAGAUCCCUUCUGACCCAAACCAUUCCAUGAUCCUAUGAUUCUUCUUGGAAAAAGGGACUGAUGUUCCUCAGCGUCUUCCUGGACACAACCUUGUCCAACCAGCAGAAGGUGUGGACACCAUUGGUGUCAGGCUGAGACUCUAGCAAGCUGCAAGUCCUGCUCUGCCCCUCCACAUGUGGGUGACGUGGGUCCUGCCCAUGACUGCGCCCUUGCCUUUGCCUUUGGUUCUGCUCAUUUGUUACCUGCCCUGAGGAUGAUUCACCUUGUUAUUCACCUCCCAGCAGCCAGGGGCUGACCUUUGGUGUCUCUGCAGGAAGGCAGGCAUCUCACAGUCCCG